This is a messenger RNA of Fopius arisanus, 2261 nucleotides long. RefSeq names its product SH3 domain-binding glutamic acid-rich protein homolog. The transcript has 5 exons. NCBI's taxonomy places the organism in Eukaryota, Metazoa, Arthropoda, Insecta, Hymenoptera, Braconidae. Gene Ontology annotation, cellular component: cytoplasm. The coding region runs from base 444 to 1031 and encodes 195 amino acids. The record is from RefSeq and is a predicted model, not a curated record.
CCAGUGAUGACGUACAUCACGACUAGAGGAGUUUCGUUUUCGCCGGAUAUCUCGAGACCUGGAGGAGACAGAGCAAUCUUUACUGGACCUUUUUUCUGGGCCUAAAUCUUCCCUACAAAAAACGUCCAGUGAAGAUUUUCGUGCAUCAAGCGGUUGUCGAGAUAUUUCCAAUGAAGUGGCGGAGAGUGGUGUGUAACCCCCACCACAGACUCACAGACACUUUUUCGUUGUUUGUGGAUACAAUCAGCUCAAAUCAGAUGCAAUAACCUGACUAUACGAAGAGGAUCAUACCUGAUCAGCUAGUCAGUUGUCUUAGGGAGUUCGUACGUGAAAUCAUUGGGAUUUUGGUGAUUAGCUGAGAGAAAGAAAGAAUUUUUGUGAUUUUUGAUUAUCGAGGUGAAUAAAAAGUGGUGCUAGCUGGAUUCAGGUGGUGAGGGGUCAAAAUGGUUGUGAAGGUUUAUAUAUCUGGGAUCAGUGGGAAUAAGGAAGUGAAGAAGCGUCAGCAGAGAGUGAUGAUGAUACUUGAUAGCAAAAAUGUCGAGUACGAAGUAAUUGACAUCACAGAGCCAGGAAAAGAGGACGAUAAAGAGUACAUGCAGAGCAUGAGUAAUGCGAGGGAUAAUAAACAUCCAUUACCCCCCCAAAUCUUCAAUGAUGAGGACUAUUGCGGAGAUUACGAGGAUUUCGAUCUGGCGAAUGAAAUCGACGAGUUGGAGAAAUUUCUCAAGGUCAUUUCACUAGGGGACAGCUCAGUGGAAGGGACUGUUGAUCAGGACACAGAGGUCCACAGAGAUGUCAGACAAAAUGGAAAUACAUCGAGUCGAGAGGCAUCAACUGAUAAAGACGUCAGUGGCGUCCACUCCGAAAGUGAAAUGAAUGAGAGGCAGCACUCGACGAUGGAGGAUACCGAGGAUCAAUCAAAAACCGUCGACGAUGAAUUAUCCACGAAAUCUCAAGCUGAAGAUGGAGAAAUGGACGACAGUAUCGACAAAAACGAGGAGAAAUCUGACGACCAAGAGAAGGAAGAAUAAAUAGCAGACGUGCAUUCAUUUAAUUUUCUACUUUGUUCAUUAUUUCCAUUAACGUCGGGUUGACAAGUACUGCCAGAUAGACGGGACGAAAAUGUAAGAAUAACGAUAUUAAUUGCUGAGUAAUUAAUUAGUGAAGGAAUUGAGCGAAAGAAAUACCCCCAGAAAUUUCGUCCAGACUAUUUUCGAAAUAUCUCCGGACCGAAUGAGUUCGCAGAAAAAUGUCAUGAGACUUUUUUGUAGAAAAUUUCAAGACCUACGAAAUUGUUGCUUGGAAAUUUUUUUGUAGAGCUAGUGGUUUUCGAGAUAUUUCGGUAUUUGGUGUGAGGAUUCUUCUGGAGUUGUUUUCUUUUAUCGAGUUUGACAGAAUGAAAUAUCUCUUCCUCUUAAUUUGGUAAUCUUCCAUUUCGAUGAUAAUUGCUCAUGAGAAUUCAUCAUAAAUAGCAGAUAUCAACAGAAUGUACGUGUGGAAGAAAGCGGCCUAGUUCUUCUCCUAUAUUUUCUUUUUCAAUAACAUAAACUUUCUCAGUGAGAAUUGCUUUUAUAGGACACCCACAAAUACAUAAAUACUCAGUGGUGAAAAAACUCUGUGCACAAAAAUUAUUCGUUGUCAAUUGGUUUCAAAAGAUUGAAAAAAUAUUGGAGUGAUUAUUCCAGUAAUAAACCAAUAAAUCAGUUUCUGUCCGACUACAUCACGAAUCAAUUGUUCAAUUAUCGUGGUAACGAGUGGAUUUAGCUAAAAAAAUCGUACGUCUUCAUUUGUAGAGAAUUGAAUGAUCUACAGGAGAAGUCCUAUGAAUUUUUUUCCUAAACCCUCUCAAUCCCGAGAUAAUCGCAAGUGAAGAACAUUUUUCAUAUUAUCCAUGAAUUCGCAUCUUCCUCUGGAAUCGAUUAUCAUUAGUUAUUCCGAAUAGGAUUUGCACAUUAUCAUCCCCACAAAUAUUGCAAUUAAGGUUUAAGGUAAUGGAAAUGUUUAUAAUUAAUCUGAUGAGACAUAAAUGCCUGUGAAUGAAAAAGAUGAUAAAUAAUCGAGGAAUUUUAACGACUAAUUGGGCUUUAAUACGAAUUAGCUUUCUUCCUGGUAGGAGGGGGUGGGAAGUUGGAUGUUCUUACUUCCAGUUGUACAAUUUUCAUUAAUGGCUGUUAGUAUUUAAUGUUGCUCUGAGUCAUUAUGCAAAUUUUAAAUAUAUUGCGCAAUAUAUUUACAAAAUAAAGAAACAACUGUUAUAUAAA